Acipenser ruthenus (sterlet) is the source of this 1874-nucleotide messenger RNA. RefSeq lists its product as uncharacterized. The transcript is spliced from 4 exons. The record is from RefSeq and is a predicted model, not a curated record. The coding region runs from base 101 to 571 and encodes 156 amino acids. NCBI's taxonomy places the organism in Eukaryota, Metazoa, Chordata, Actinopteri, Acipenseriformes, Acipenseridae.
CAAUAAGCUUCGGCAGAAGCUUGGUGGCCAUUAACCAAAAAGAAGAAGAGUAUCUUGUGGUCGUUAAGUCCGUUGCUGAGGAAAUGACAAUCAUUUAGGAAUGAGUAGGAAAUGUAACGUGUCGUGGGUAAAACCUACAGAGCCUACUUUUCUGAAGAAAUUUAAAAAUGACGUUGGUUACAAAGAAGGACCGACUGUGGAUACAAAGAGACAGGACAUGCCCGUUCUAGAUGACAAUGGAGACAGCGAUCGGGAGGACGAACUGCCCCAAGUGGUGGUUCUGAAGAAGGGAGAUCUGUCUGCAGAGGAAGUAAUGAAGAUCAAAACUGACACUGAUGGAAGCUCAAAGGAGGAAGACGACGCCUCUGCAGAUGGUAAGAUCAUGUUCAGGAAGCCUGUCAAGCGCUCUUCAGACAACAAAUUUCAACGCAUCACAGCGACUUCAAGCAAAAAGAAAAAGGGUAAUGAAAAGAAGGACAGUGAUGACUCCAAAACCGCCACGGAGAACCUGCAGAAGAAAGUGAAAAACAGCAGCCUGCUUUCCUUCGGGGACGAUGAGGAGGAAGACUAGCUCACCUUCAAGACUGGUGUCUUGUCCUGUAGCAUUUUGAUGAGCUUGAUUAUUAAAAGUGGAUGUGUUUUUUGGAGGAAUCGGUGACUAACUGGCUGAUAAUUGGUUUCACGGACCCUGAUUGAUGUUUGGGGGUUUUGAAACCAGCCCUUAAAGGUUUAGUAACUAAAGUUUUAAUAUACAUGUCCCACCCUUACUUAGUACCAGUAUCUGUCACUGCCUCCUUAUCUGUUUCAAUUACACUAUUCAUAUCUAAAUACGUUUUCUUAACUCUGAAAAUACAGAAACAAUUGACAUGUAGGAGAAACUAGCUUAUGUUAUAGUGAUGUACAUCAACUGUAUUAGAAAUGAAAAGAGAGGCAGUAAAAAUGAUCUUGAACCUAAUAAUAGCAUCAUGUUUUAGACCACUUGCACACUAAUUCUGGCAGAGAAGUUAAGAAUCUGCAGUAGAUGGGGAUGUGUGCUGACAAGCAGGUUGGUGUCAGAUGGCCACUAUUAUGAAAGAUGUGUGUUUUAUGAAUUGUCCCUUUAGAACUAUAGUUGCAAACAGUAAACUGAUAAGAUUCUGUUAACAGUUAUCGACGUGGCACUACGAUGCGUUCGCAGCCUAGGCACGUCUUCAAGGUUAAUGAGGAAGGAUUUUAAUAUUCUGCUCAUAGGAUGUAAAUACAUGUAAAGCUUCUAUAAAGGAGCUGGGGAUAUAUUAUUCAACAUAUCAAAUUUAUGUUUAAAUAUGUUUUGUUUUUUUUUCUGUUGGUUUAAGUAUCUUGAAUGUGUGAUAUGGGUGUGUGUUUUUUAUUUUAUUUUGCUGUGAUAUGAAUAAAGAAGCUUAAUUUUACAAUGCUGAAUUUGGAUUAGGAGAAAUAGGAUCCAAUGUAAUUGGCAAGCAUUUCCAUGUGGGUUUUAGAUGUAACUUCCAGAGUUUAAUGGGACAAGCUGUCAUUUAAUACUUGCAGAUGUAUGUUGAAACUUUUAUAUUACUGUCUUUUUUUGUAUGGCAUAUGACUAACUUUCCCUAACUUUUUAAUGUUUGUAAGUUGUUAUCUGGAAUGUGGUUACUGGAGUGGGCCAAGGGCAGCAUCAGCAUGGCAGUUAUAAUAUCAACUGGCUGUUGUUAGGGUUAAAGAACGUUCUCGAACAUUCUAGAACAAGGGGGCUCAAUCUAAGAGCUUGUGAGCAUAAUUUAUGAGUUGCCUAUGGAAAUGCUGUCCUAGGUCUGCUCCUGGAUAUUUAGGUGAAGAUCUUGAAUCUUCUCUUAUCAGUAGUCACUACUUGAUUUAAUAAAACAAGGUAUUUCAGUUUA